Penicillium digitatum Pd1 is the source of this 744-nucleotide messenger RNA. RefSeq lists its product as uncharacterized. Gene Ontology annotation, biological process: intracellular protein localization. Gene Ontology annotation, cellular component: nucleus; cytoplasm. The record is from RefSeq and is a predicted model, not a curated record. Lineage: Eukaryota; Fungi; Ascomycota; Eurotiomycetes; Eurotiales; Aspergillaceae. Gene Ontology annotation, molecular function: ribonucleoside-diphosphate reductase inhibitor activity.
AUGCCUUCCAUCAACCGCCCGAUACCACCCAGCAACACCGACUUGUCGAAGCGACGACGUUUCCAACCUCCCAUCACCACGUUCUUCACAUCUGCCACAGAACCAGUGUCUUCAAAUACACCUGCAGUAUCUCACCACCAUCAUUACGCUGCAGAAACCUUCUCUGCCCACCCCGUUGUGCCUGCCAAAGUCCAGUCCUCUCUUCUAUCCGUCGGAAUGCGGGUCCGGAAAUCUGUCGCAGACGGAUAUAGAACCCACAUGUCUAAGACAGAAGAAAAGGCCCCACUCCCUGCAGCUGUCACUCAGACCCCUGGUGCUCAACGGUACCAUGGCAGCAGACCCUCUGAGCUGUCGCCGUUUUCUGGCGCCGAUAAAUCUUCCUUUGGCCAUGAUGACUACCUUGUCACAGAUGACGGCGACGCAUACUCGAUCCCGCCCAGCAGCCAAGACUCAAUUGUGUCAUUGCCCUUGAGCGGUCAAAAGCGGGCUUUGGAAUUCGAUGGUGAUAUUCUCGUCGGUGAGGAUGCCGAUGAUACAUUUGAUAAUCUCGGCACAUCCUGGCGGAACAACUCAUCUGGGCGAACCAUCCGGUCUCCAAAUGUGGGUCGUAGUCGUCGUAUUCUUGCCGUGCGUCACAGCAAGAUUGAACAGCUCACUAUGGACAUGGACGACUUUGAAGAAGCUACAUUCCUCCGCCGCCGUGAGGAAGUUGAUGCGGAGGAUGUGCGGAUGUACGGUGCUUGA